CGUUGAAACAUUCAACCACAAGGCAGUUCCCAGUAUUAGUGUGACGUGUACCUUCGGCGCGCUCACUAACAUUCAGUUCACUUCGACGUCGCUCCACCUGCGGAUUUGAGAAGUUUCCAGGUUCUGAUGUCCUCAUCGGCAGCUCGAUGGUCAGACAGGAAUAUCCGGAGCGCGCGGAGGUAGAAAGAAUUACCUACUCUGCCCAAGUAGACUAGCUCGGUGAUGAUUCAGUCUGUCUGCUAAAUCAUGGUCACAUCUCUUACGACAAGGAAUUACUGGAGUAGCACUGCAAUCCGCAUGGUAUAAAGAGCCAGUGGUUCGUCCGAAAUUCAAGCUCAAUCCUUGAUAUCCACGGCCUUUGCACAUGGAAGGCUACUGCACGAACACUUCAUUCACCCUCCCUGAAACUAUGGCCAAUUGGCAUAUCAAUCCUCAUUACGAUGCAAUGAAGGCUGAAUCGAAUGCCUGGUUAAAGAGCUUCAAGCCCUUCAACGAGAGAUCUCAGCUAGCAUUCGAGAAGUGCGAUUUCCCACGCCUUGCGGCCCUUGCAUAUCCAUGGGCAUCACAGGAGCAUCUGCGAAUAGGCUGCGACCUAAUGAACGUAUUCUUCGUGUUGGAUGAAUACACCGAUGUCGAGAGUGCGGAAGAGGUCCGCGAGGUGGUUGACAUCGCGAUCAAUGCCAUGAUGAAUCCCGACAAACCGAGGCCAGAGGGCGAGGUGCUAGUCGGAGAACUCGUACGCCAGUUCUGGGCACGGGGAAUUCAAGCAUGCACAGUGACGGCCCGGAAACACUUCGAAGAAGCAUUUACCGACUAUCUCAACUCUAUCGUUGACCAAGCAGUUGACCGGGAUAACGACACUUUCCGGACUAAUAUUGGUGCCCGGCCGGCCUAUAUACCAGCCAUUUUCGGCAUUGACAUACCUGACGAAGCCUUCUAUCACCCUGCAGUGGUCGGAUUAUCGUAUCUUAUAGCUGACAUACUCAUCCUUGAUAAUGAUCUUGCGUCGUACAACAAAGAACAAGCCACCGGAGAUGAUCGGCAGAACAUCCUAACUGUCGUCAUGCACCAGUUUGGAUACACCCUCGACGAAGCGUUGGAAUGGGUUGCAAACUAUCACGAAAGCAUCGAAGCACGUUUCUUGGAUGGUCUGCAAAGACUGCCAUCCUUUGCUUCAGGAUAUAUCCGCGCUAUCGCGAUAUGGCCUCGAAGCAGUGAUUGUUGGAAUUUUGAAAGCGGCAGUACUUUGGUGAUAGAGGACUAG
This is a messenger RNA of Fomitopsis serialis, 1264 nucleotides long. Its product is annotated as terpenoid synthase. NCBI's taxonomy places the organism in Eukaryota, Fungi, Basidiomycota, Agaricomycetes, Polyporales, Fomitopsidaceae. The transcript has 9 exons. The record is from RefSeq and is a predicted model, not a curated record. Bases 365 to 1264 code for a protein of 299 amino acids.